Lemur catta (Ring-tailed lemur) is the source of this 2067-nucleotide messenger RNA. RefSeq names its product mixed lineage kinase domain like pseudokinase (gene MLKL). The record is from RefSeq and is a predicted model, not a curated record. The transcript has 7 exons. Lineage: Eukaryota; Metazoa; Chordata; Mammalia; Primates; Lemuridae. Bases 613 to 1413 code for a protein of 266 amino acids. Gene Ontology annotation, biological process: cell surface receptor signaling pathway.
CAGCGCACAGAAGCAGACACAAGAACCUCCCCCCCAGUUUCAAACAUUUCUUGUUCAACCCAUCCUCAUCCUUCCCGUACUGUGUCGUGGUUACAACAGUUCGUUGGGACAUUAUUCCUUUCUGAAUCCCCAGCCCGGCGCAGAAGGCCUGGCACCGGUGAGUUCUCCGUCAACAGGUACUGGGUGGAUUUGGGGCAAGUCUGGGAGAGUGUGUGGAAAGGGAAGAAGCAUCCGGGAGGAAGCAAGUUGCCUUGGCUCCAAGCUGCCGAGGAAGGGCCUCUAGGGAGCCUGGCAGUCGGCCUGGGGGAGUGUCACAGUGAGCAGGACAGAAGCAGCCGUCCAACAGGCUGGUUGGAAGGACGCUCCCCCGGCGCAGCUGCGGUGGCGCGGGGGAUUUCGCUUCGGGAGGGACCGGGACCGCCCCGUCUCCGGCAGCCACGUGGGAAGUCCCGCCGAGCGCGCGGCACCCCAGGGAAGGAGGCGCACGGGACCCCGCGUUCGCCGACUUCUCCCCUGGGCAGGAGGCAGGCGGCGGAGAGAAGCCGGAGGACAGGUCUUCCCGAACCGUGCCCGGGACGGGUUGGACGCACAUCCCUCGGGAGGGACGAAGCUAUGGAGAGACUGGAGCAGAUCAUCUCCUUAUGCAAUCUCAUCUACACAAAGUGUGACGAGAUGAAAUGCUGCCAGAGACAGUGCCAGCGUCUAGCGGUCCGUGUCCAUGGCCUGGUCCCGGCUCUGCAGUUGCUCCAGAAGCAAGGAAAUGGGAACCUGCCCCCUGAGGACAUAACCGCCGCCCUGGACCGUUUCCAGGCUGCCCUGGAGGAGGCUAAGAAGCGGAUAGACGAGUUCAAAGAUACGGCCAAAAUAUGGAAGUUUCUAAAGUCAGGCCAAAACAAAAUACUCUUCAGUGAAGUGAACGAGAAGCUGAGCGAUGCCUAUGAGGCGCUCUCGCUGCUGCUGCAGGCUGACCAGCGGAUGUCCGCUUCAAGUGUGGCCGGAAGAGUGUCCUGGCCACAGGAAGACCAGGAGGACACAGAGGAAGACAUGCGAGCUCUCCAAAGUCUGAGGAGAGAAACUGAAAAUAUAGAAGCUUCACUGAGGCAGCUAGGAAGCACCACGAAAGAAAUAAGGGAAGCCUUGAAGCAGUCUUUGGAAUCGUCCUCUGGGAAAUCGCCACUGGCAAGAUCACGUUUGAAGGUGAAGAAUGUGAAGGCUGGCUUGGCUGGCUAUGAUUCUAAGACGAUCCUCCAGUUGGUGGUUGUGGGCCGGCAGCUGGAGCCACUGGGUAAAGAUUGCCUUGAAGAGCUGCGGAAGAUCAUUGAUGGGUGCCGAGCCUAUGAGCCCUCCGCACGGCCCUCCGUGGAUGAAAUCUUAAAGAAACUGGAGGCCCUAACUAAAGCCUUUACUAAGUAGCAUAUCAAAACCAGAACCAAACAGUCCUUGGACAAGAAGCUGGAAGAGACAUGCACCGGACAUCUCUCUCAUAUCCUUUGGCAUCAAGUUAUUUAUGGUUCCUGGGGGGCAGCACUUCUCGUUUACAAAUAGAAAGCAAUUUCUGUCAUACAGGACACAUCCUACUCCAAAUGUUAUUUUAAAAAAUACACUUCUGAUAGUAAUUUUGAUAGAGGGUUUGCAAAAAUGUAUCUCUGUGUCCAUACCUCUUGGCAAUGUAACUUUACAGCUCCUUACAUCAAGAAGUGGAGUCUAUUUCCCCACCAUUUGAAUCUGGGCUGGCCUUGUGACUUGAUUUGGUCGAUAGAAUGUGGAAGAAGCCAUGGUGUGCCAUUUCCAAGCCUAGGCUUAAAGAUGCCUUACCAAUGUCUGCUCUCUUUCUUGGAGCCCUACCCAGCCAUGAACAAGUUGGGCUAGGACGCUGUAGGAUGAGAGACCAUAUGGAACGAACAGAAACAAGCUUUCCUAGCUGAGACCACACUAGACCAGCCAACCUGGCAGCUGACCUGAUUACAUGAGUGAUCCCAGUCAAGACCAGAAGAAUCACCCAGCUGAGUCCAGCCCAAAUUGCCCAUUCACAAAAUCAUGAACUAAAUAAAUUUGUGUUUUCUUAAA